GAAAAAUUUCUGAGUUGUUGUUGGCGAAAAUUUUUUAAGUGCUGUAAAAAAUAUGCCAAUUUUCUAUGUGCUCAUCAUGUUGAAAUAAAUAUAUAUGUCCGCAUAAAAGCAACCAACCGAAAACAGAAAGCUCAUAAAACGUGUUUCACACAAACAGAGCCACUUAUAUAACUGUAGCAACUAUACCAAUUACUACUCUAACUAACUUUUCCAUUGUCGCCGUGCUACAAAGAAAAAUUUGCAAAAAUUGUUCGCCUCAAACAAGUCGCCUGCGGCCCCAACCACUACAGAAUGCAUCUCACCACAACGACCAACACCGUCGUCGCCAACAAUGCGGGCGCGACACAGAAUAGCAGCAACAAUACAAACAAUUCCAGUUCAAAUAAUAACGGCGGUAGCAACAAUAACAAUGCUACAAAUGGCAACAACAACAAUUCGAAUGAACAAAACACACCGCCAACGGCAGCUCAACUGCUAAAUGAAGCCUACACAAAGAUGACCUCGGACAUAUUGGCGGAGCGGACAUUAGGCGAUUUCCUCACCGAACAUCCGGGCGAGCUGAUACGCACCAGCAGUCCGCUGUUCGUGUGUACCGUACUGCCGCCGCAUUGGCGUUCCAACAAGACGCUGCCUGUCGCCUUCAAAGUUGUCUCGCUGGGCGAUAUCAUGGACGGCACUAUGGUGACGGUGCGCGCCGGUAAUGAUGAGAACUACUGUGCCGAAUUGCGGAAUUGUACGGCCGUUAUGAAGAAUCAAGUGGCGAAGUUCAAUGAUUUGAGAUUCGUCGGACGGAGUGGUAGAGGGAAGAGUUUUACACUCACAAUAACGGUAUCCACGAAUCCGCCACAUAUUGCCACCUACAACAAAGCAAUCAAAGUGACAGUGGAUGGACCGCGUGAACCGCGCUCAAAGACCAUGUUGUCGCUUUUAGGACAACAACAACAGUUCCACUUCGCAUUCGGACAACGACCGUUCCAUUUCUCAGCCGAUCCAUUAUCAGGCUUUCGCAUGCCACCAAUCGGAAAUUGUCAAAGUGCUGGCAAUACACACUGGGGUUAUGGCUCAGCAUCCGCUUACUCACCCUACUUAGCUGGUAGCGGACUUUCAUCCUGCACAACACCAACAUCGGCUCAAUUUAACAAUCCGGCUUUGGGCUUCACCUGCUCCUCCAAUGAUCAGUCCAACAAUCAGGACUUUACUGGCGGAACAAACCGGGAUUGUGUGCCAAUGCUUCCCGACUCCACGGCCACCGAUUUGGAUCAGCAUUUGAGCAAUUUGGUUGGCUCCACCACCGGACAGAUGACACAUCACAGCCUACUCGGCUCCAGCGGUCAAUCGGCGAUCUCUUCGACUGUCAACGGCGGCGUCGGCUCAAAUUCGAUACUGGUGCCACGCUAUCACCACACCAAUACCAACAACGAUUACAAUGUACACUCCAGUCAGAAUGGACCGCGCAGCUUGAGUGACUCCUCGCAGGCCGAAUCGCCGGUACAAGAAGAUCUACUCACCACGAAUACGCCCAAUUUGGGGGGCGGCGGUGCCGGCGCUGGCAGCGGCGGUGGUGGCGGUGCCAAUGGUACGAAUAACGGCACUGCCAAUGGCAGCAGCGGCGCCGGCGCUGGCAGCGGUUCCAACUCAUCCGCAGCGAAUAACACGCUCGUCGGCGCCAAUCAAAACUUUCCCGGACUGGUAAAUCAGACACAAAACCCGGCACAUUAUGGCAGCGGCAGCGGUGCGGGCGUCGGUGUUGGUGUGGGCGUAGGUGGUGGCGGUGCAGGCAGCGCUGGUGCUGGUUGUAAUGGUUCACUGUACCCCGUCUUGCCGGCUAGUCUGCUCUACUCACAACUCUACACGGCAGCCAAUCAGACACAUGGCUUUCACUCGCAUGCGCUGACACCGACACACGCCUCACCGAACUCAUCUGUGCACGGUGCCGAAUUGCAAAGCGUUAUGGAUCAUAUCAAUAAUGUCGGUGUGGGCGUGGGUGUAGGCGUACGUCAGCAGCACAACAUUAUGACGGGCGGCGGCGUGACGCAUCCCGGCGAUUUGACGCUGAUCGGCAACUGUGGCGCCUCGGUGCGUAAUAUUGAAGAUGGCAGCAAUACGCAGCGUCAGGUGGCUGCCUUGGCGGCACAUCGCGGACACCACACACCCACCGAUAAUGGGGGUAGCGUGUGGCGGCCAUAUUGAGGUCAGGUGCUCUGGUGCGGCUCGGCCGUCCUAUAGUGUUACGAGAACCUGGAGAGCGAGCGUGAGAACGCCGGCGGCACCAGUGAACCGACAAAAUAUUGGUAUGGCUGAGGGGCGAGUGUGGUGAGUUAUUACUUGGUGUGCUGUAUUGAGGAGUGAACGAGAGCUAGCGCAGCUUGCCACUCAAGAUUUGUGUAUAUUCUUAUGUAAAUAACUUAUUGGCCGACUUGAAGGUGAGCAAGUAACUUUUAAAUGUGACUUUGUAAACAUUUUAAUGCGUAAAGCAGAAAGAGAAAACUAGUCGAAUUUGUUUUAAAAUAUUAGCAUUAGCG
Molecule: messenger RNA, 2522 nt
Organism: Bactrocera oleae (olive fruit fly)
Lineage: Eukaryota; Metazoa; Arthropoda; Insecta; Diptera; Tephritidae
Gene: RunxA
Product: Runt related A
Biological process (GO): regulation of DNA-templated transcription
Cellular component (GO): nucleus
Molecular function (GO): RNA polymerase II cis-regulatory region sequence-specific DNA binding; DNA-binding transcription factor activity, RNA polymerase II-specific; ATP binding
Source: RefSeq, a predicted model, not a curated record